AUGCUGCGCAGGGUGGCAUCCUCGUUUUGGUUCCUUUUUCGACAACAACGUCUUCCCGCGAUUCAGCCCUUAAGCCAUCCUUUUCAUAUUAUCACAUGGCUUCUUAUUGUAUCCAUGCUCUUUAUUCCACUCAGCAUGAUUAUUUUAUUUACCGGAAAAUUAGCAAAUGAGCUAACGUUUCGCUAUGAUGAUAUCCAUCAAUGCACCGCGGAGUCAAACCAAAGGUCCUUCACCUACAUCGGGAACAGGCUGAAGCUGAAGACAGGAUGUAUUACGACGGUUAAUUUUCAUUUGAAUAAAACUCUCAAGGCGCCUGUUUAUUUAUAUUAUGGAUUAACAGGAUUUUAUCAAAACCACCGAAAGCUCGCAAAUUCGAAAUCACAAAAACAAUUGGAAGGCACACCGGUAUUGCGGAAGGAUUUGGAAAAUUUAUCCCCCUUAAUGCGACCUGGGGAGCUCACGCGAACUGAAAAUACACCUAUAGAAGUAAAUAAAAAGGUUUAUAAUUAUCGAGAUUUUAUUUACUCGCCAGGGGGACUUUUACCGUGGUCGAUGUUCAACGAUACCUUUGUACUUUAUCAAAUUCCAAGAAAGGAUGCUGUUUUAGCAGACAAAAAGGAUAGGUUCACAAAAGAUCCGGUGCGAUUGCUCAUCUGCAAUGAUAGCGCCUUCUCCAAAAGCACGAAUGAACCGCUAGAGGGGAUGGUAAACAGAAAUCCCACCAUGGGCGAAAGCGACAACGUUCAAGCAUUGGGUAGAAACCGAUGCCGAAAGAAAGGAAUUAUGUGGAAAGAAAAUAUCUCAAAUCGUGAGAAACCUAUUUUUUCCCCUCCUUAUGGGGGAAAUAUUGAAGAUCCUUUGAUAUGGGGUGCCCCUCGUGGGUUAGAUUACGCGGAAGGCUCUUCUUUCGUGGAAAGUCCUCUGUCGUCUAGAAUGUUAUCGAAUGAUACUUAUUUCAACGAAGGCUGGUAUGCAGGGGAGCUUGGACAUGCUAUUCCAAUUAGUGCGGAUGAAGAUCUCAUGGUGUGGAUGCAUCUCGCGCUCUCGCCCAAAUUUCGUAAACUACGGCGUAUCAUCGAGGAGGAUUUAACCCCUGGAGACUAUCAAAUGGAAAUAGGUGAGCACUACGAUUCGGUUAGUUUUGGCGGUGAAAAAAGCUUUACUCUCGCCACGGUAUCUUAUUUAGGUGGCAAAAAUAUAUUUUUAGCAAAGUUAUGUUUAACAGUUGGUCUUGCUUCACUUGCGAUGGUAUUUGUUUUUUUCUUAUUACGUCGGCAAUACGAGAUCAAAGUUCAGCGAGAGCUUGAGUGUCUCUACGAAAUAAAUUGUAUUGAUAAUUAA
Messenger RNA from Phytomonas sp. Hart1, 1341 nucleotides. Lineage: Eukaryota; Euglenozoa; Kinetoplastea; Trypanosomatida; Trypanosomatidae. The record is from the annotation of a GenBank genome assembly.